AUGACCCUCGAAGCCAUUGCUCAAACGGAGAAAAUGGUUGUGGUCAAGGCGGAUAGCGGAGAUUGCUUGCAAAGGUCUCCCGCCCCUAUGUCUCCGGAUUCAGGUCUGGAUCAGCAGGAUAAUGGGUCACUGGUUCCUGUGACGCCAAAUAGUUCCUCAAGUAAUGACCACCCACCAUUUCUGGGAUCCCCUUCAUCCCAGCAGUUGUCGCCUACCAGCACUGGCAGUGGUUGCGAUUCAAAUGACCCUGGAAAGAUGUUUAUCGGUGGUCUGAAUCCUCUUACCACUCCCGAAAACCUCAGGCAUUACUUUCGGAGUUUCGGUGAGAUCAAGGAAUGCAUAAUAAUGCGAGAUCCUUUGACGAAGCGUUCCAGGGGUUUUGGAUUUGUAACAUUCUCCGACCCCUCUACUGUGGAGAAGGUGCUCGAGACAGGACCUCACUUCCUCGACUCGAAAAAGAUCGACCCAAAACUGGCUGUCCCGCGAAAGCCCUCACAAAAUUUCAAGACCGUGGCCAAGACAAGGAAAGUUUUCAUCGGUGGAGUGGCCACCAGUACUACGAACGAGGAAUUGAGGGACUACUUCUGGCAAUUUGGCAAGAUCGAAGCCUGCGAGCUAAUGAUCGACAAAACAACAAACAGGCACAGAGGCUUUGGAUUUGUGACCUUUGAAGAUGAGGACGCAGCCGAAAAAGUUUGUGAUAUGCACUUUCAUGAGCUGCAUAAUAAAAGAGUCGAAGCCAAGCGGGCCUUACCUAAAGAAGUAAUGGGAACCUCAAGUUGUGUGGCUAAGCAGCGUCAAAACUUUCUAAGGAAUCCCUUCGCGUUUCUUCCGACUCACUUUUCACCGGCCAACUACGCCUUCCCUGCGAACGCUGCAGCCGCCAUCAAUCGUCAGCACAACUCUUAUGCCUACCUUCCUGGCUACUACCUAUCCACUGGGGAGUACCCUCUCACCACUCAGCCACUCUCGGUCUUUUUGCCGCAGCCCCCUCUUCUACACACCUAUCCGAGUCUUGUUUCUAUGAACUAA
Messenger RNA from Mesocestoides corti, 1032 nucleotides. The record is from the annotation of a GenBank genome assembly. Lineage: Eukaryota; Metazoa; Platyhelminthes; Cestoda; Cyclophyllidea; Mesocestoididae.